AGGAAUUUGAGAAUGAUUUGAGUGAAUGGGGUGUAAAUGAUAUAGACAUCGGAAAGAUGUUCACACAAUUGUUUCACGACAUCGAAGUGAAUAAUCACAAUUCUAAGGCCUGUAUUGACUGCAAUACUACUAUCACUUUUGGACGAGCGGUUAUAAAGGACCCUGCUACCAUUAGAAUGGUUAUACCUGCCGCAUGCAAAAAUGCAGGCUAUUCCCAGAGGGUAUGUGAGGGCACAUUGGACCGAAUGGCUGAUCCUCUCGCAUACCUCUUCCAACACUCGAAGAUAACAACACCUGAAAUGUGUUCCACUCUUCUAUCGCCAGACUGUAUGACAUAUUUGGGACUACCGUUCAGUCAUGCCGUUAAUUGGGAGUUAACUUUGCCAAAACCCAAGCCAUUUGUACCAAAGUCUGGAAAUGACAAACAAUUAAAAAUGUUACAUUUAACUGAUAUUCAUUUGGAUCUUUACUAUACUCCCGGCUCUAACUCUGUAUGCGAUGAACCCAUAUGUUGUCGGUCCACAACCUAUGGACACAACCAUUCAGCCGGUUAUUGGUCUGAAACGACACAGAACUGCGAUUCUCCGCUUAUAUUCACUGAAGACGCCAUCGGAGAUGUGGCCGAAACUCACAAAGACCUGGAUUUUAUCAUAUGGACGGGAGAUAACAUCCCUCACGACGUCUGGAAUACAACAAAAAUAGUUAAUUUAAAACAUGUUGAAGCCGUCACUGAUAUAUAUUCUCUCGAAAAAGCGUCAAUUGAAUCAAAGGGUAAUUUCUCGAUGAGUUGGCUCUACAAUGCAUUGGCCGACGAUUUGUGGAAACAAUGGAUAGACACGGAGUCGGCGAAGAAGACAUUCAAAAAGGGCGGAUAUUAUGCCAAACAAUUUAGCGAUAAAUUGAAAAUUAUUGCCAUGAAUAAUGCAAUUGCGCAAAAUGAAAAUUAUUGGAUCGCAUACGACCCAGUUGAUCCUGAUGGCCAGCUACAGUGGCUUAUAGAUGAACUUGAUAGUGCGGAACAAGCUGGAACAUAUGCCAUGAUUAUAAGUCAUAUCCCACCAGGUGAUUGUUACGCCUCUUGGGCUAACAACUACUUCCGAAUAAUGGAAAGGUAUCAACACGUGAUCGUUAGUCAAUACUACGGUCACACACAUAAUGACGAGGGACUGCCAUUAGAUUUUGAUGUGUAUUAUACUAAUGUAACCGAAGAUAACAUUGAAGGCAAACAAAUACAUCCAAAAUGGAGUUCAGAUCCUUCGGCUAAAAAGAUCUAUGGAAUGGAUUCACUGACCACUCAAUCGUGGGAUGACUUUAUGACGAGAGCACAAACUGAUGAUAAACUUGUGGAAAAGGAAUUUGAGAAUGAUUUGAAUUACUUUGGAAUCAAUGAUAUCGAUAUUGGAAAGCUGUUCACUCAACUACUCAACGAUAUCGGAGCUCAUAAUCACGAUUCUAAGGCCUGUAUUGACUGCAACACUACCAUCACAUUUGGCCGGGCGGUUAUUAAGGAUCCAAGUGUCAUCAGGUUUGUCAUACCAACCGUUUGCAAGAAUGCCGGCUAUUCCCAGAGGGUAUGUGAGGGCACAUUGGACCGGAUGGCCGAUCCUCUCGCAUACCUCUUCCAACACACGAAGAUAACAACAGAGGAAUUUUGUGCCACUUUGUUAUCACCAGACUGUAUGACCCAUUUUGGACUACCUUUGAGUCAUCCCGUCAAUUGGGAGUUAACUUUGCCAAAACCCAAACCAUUUGUACCAAAGUCUGGAAAUGACAAACAAUUGAGAAUGUUUCAUUUAACUGAUAUUCAUUUGGAUCUAUAUUAUACUCCCGGCUCUAACUCUGUAUGCGAUGAACCCCUGUGUUGUAGGUCCACAUCCCAUGGACACAACCAUUCAGCCGGUUAUUGGUCUGAAACGACACUGAACUGCGAUUGUCCGCUCCUAUUCACUGAAGACACCAUCGAAGAUGUGGCACAAACUCACAAAGACUUGGAUUUUAUCAUAUGGACGGGAGAUAACAUCCCUCACGACGUCUGGAAUACAACAAAAAUACAUAUCGAAGCUGUCACCAAUGCCCUCAAAAAAUCAUUUCCAGACAAACCUGUAUUUCCUUGUUUAGGCAAUCAUGAAACACAUCCCAUAAAUCUAUAUUCUCCCGAAGAAGUGUCAAUUGAAUCAAAGGGUAAUUUCUCGAUGAGUUGGCUCUACAAUGCAUUGGCCGACGAUUUGUGGAAACAAUGGAUAGACACGGAGUCGGCGAAGAAGACAUUCAAAAAGGGUGGAUAUUAUGCCAAACAAUUUAGCGAUAAAUUAAAAAAUUUGGAAACCAAUGGCACGUAUGCCAUAGCGCACGGCUAUAUCGGCGCCAGUCUUACUACUUAUUCACUGAUUAACCCCGGGGAGUGCCAUUAGAUUUUGAUGUGUAUUAUACUAAUGUGACGGAAGAUAACAUUGAAGGCAAA
Oppiella nova is the source of this 2461-nucleotide messenger RNA. The record is from the annotation of a GenBank genome assembly. Lineage: Eukaryota; Metazoa; Arthropoda; Arachnida; Sarcoptiformes; Oppiidae.